GGGCGUUAGGGCUCGAUUUUCGUCUCGAUCCCAAUAUUGACGUGAUCUGAGAUUUGUGUUAUUACUAGUUGUUGUCUAUUGCUUUUUGUAAUAAAUGUAAGUGCAUUUGCUGGGUCGUCGGCCCGCAUUUUCUUCCAUCUUUUGUAGCACUCAUGCUACUUUGUUUCAUUAGUUCACACAGUACCUUCUGGCUAGACUCAAACCGCUACAAUAGCCUGUGUUACAAUGCCUUCAAGAUCUUACACAUAUCCUCCAUGUGUUCUCAGUUAGGUUGCUUUCUAUUGUUUGUAUUCGUAAUAUAUACUACUCUGGACGCUUUUCUUGAUUCAUCGUAACCACUAACUAAAUACAAGCAUUUUAAAGACUAUGGACCACAUGGCGUCAGUUCUAUCACUUUUUAAAACUUAUGCCAACUGACAGGUCUUGGGAAGUACAGUUAGGUAGACAAUAAAUUUGAUUGAGGUACCGAAAACCGUGAACGAACCGAUGUCUACUGACAUUUCGUGAUAUAUUUACGUUAUCAUUUCAGUAGAUAUGCUUGCAACUGAUUGAAAUUUUUUGGUACUUAGUGUAGCAUAUAAUGGCUUCCUAUGAAUCCCGUUAUCAUGCUUCAUUUUACUCCUGUAAAUCUGUGAAAAAUUGUUUGCUGUAAUCGUUGUACUUUUUAAAACAGGUGAAAGCACAUCGCACACGUUCAAACAUGUUAGUAUUGUCUUUGCAGUCAUUUGAUAACUAGUUGAUACUCAUUCCUAUUACUUCAACAAACUUUAGUUGUUUUCUGUUAUUUUACCACAGUCAUGCAUGGGUUGAAUUGCAUGGAUUUUUUGUUUUUAAAUGUAUGAUGAAUCAGGUUUUAAUCAUAUGAAUUUCAGCAAUCUAGUCCCACUUUUGAGGCUUCUACAUUCACUUUGCGUGAGCAGUUUCGUCCUCCAUUUUAGGUCAGGAAGAUAAGAAUCCCAUUUACAAAAUUUGGCAAAUUGUUCGGCGUGAUGGAAGUCAUAACUAUACCCGCCUUGUCGGAUAACUACAUGUAUGUAGUUAUUGACAGAGCGUCAAGUAUUUGCGCAGUUGUGGAUCCAGUUGAACCUGAUAAGAUUUUGAGUGCAGUCACGCAACGCGGUUUGCGACUUGAAUCUAUAUUGACAACUCAUCAUCACUCGGACCACGCUGGAGGAAACCUUGACCUUUUAACUAAAUGCAAGAAACAAGGCUUAGAGGGAGUAAAGGUGUAUGGAGGAGAUGAUCGUAUUGGUGGUUUGACUAAUACUGUGUCUCACGGACAUAAAAUAAAGAUUGGUACCAAUCUCAAUGUUUCUUGCUUGGCUACACCAUGUCAUACUACUGGUCAUAUAUGUUAUCUGGUUACCGAGGAAAAUGGUACCAAAGAAGGGGCGGUAUUUACUGGCGACACGUUGUUCCUUGGGGGUUGUGGAAGAUUUUUUGAAGGGACUGCUGAACAAAUGUUUAAGGCACUUAUUGAGGUUCUUUCCAAGUUACCAACAACAACGAAAGUCUAUUGUGGGCACGAAUAUACUGUGAAAAAUCUAGAAUUCGGCUUAACUGUUGAGCCAAAAAAUGAGGCGCUUAAACAUCGGUUAGAAGCCGUAAAACGUUUACGUGCGUCUAAUCAAGCAAGUGUUCCCGGUACAAUUGGAGAGGAAUUAGCAACCAAUCCUUUCAUGCGUGUUUCUGAACCAGAUGUGCUCGCACAUGCGAAAACUACCGAUCCCAUCAAAGCCAUGAAAACAAUUCGCGAAGAAAAAGAUAACUUUUAGAUUUGAAACUGAUCUGGCUUACGAUACCAGUGAUAUAUUGCAAUUUCUCCGAAGUCAGUAUGUCUUUUUAUUCUUGGACGUUUAUAUGCUUAUCUUUACCAUGAACAUCGAUAAAACACUAAAUUAAUUAAAUAAAUAAAAUUGGUACU
Messenger RNA from Schistosoma spindalis, 1924 nucleotides. Lineage: Eukaryota; Metazoa; Platyhelminthes; Trematoda; Strigeidida; Schistosomatidae. The record is from the annotation of a GenBank genome assembly.